AUGCAUGUCUCUUACGGCAAUCCCGCAAAUGCAAACUGUCUAAUUUCUUUCUCUUCCGCUCAGCUUUUUACUGUUCACUGCCUGUCUCACUGGCCUCUUCCGGUGCCUUUAGGUGAUUACAGGCCCUGGAAUAUUCCACCCAUUAAACGCCGUGAGCCCGACCCCUAUCGACCGCCUACAGUGCCCUUUGAAGCACUGCCAUCCUACCGGACGGAGUUUGUUCCACACUGUCAAGCACGUCCCAAGCUCAUCAAACCGGACAACGAGCUUUCUUUCUCGGACAAACCCCUGGAGGGUCUAACAGACUACCGUCAAAAUUAUGUGCCACAUCCGCUGGAGAAACGACCAGCCCCGCCAAAGCCUAUCGUGCGUGCACAGGCCCCCUUCGAGGGCAUGACGACCACGCAAGUGGACUAUACUCCAAAGGAGUUUUGUACGUACUUUCCACCUCUCUCUCUACCCGUUUUUGCGGUUGUAAAUUAUAGCCCGGGAAACACGGGGUCAACUUUCCCUACCAUAGCAUCUACCACAGAAAAUUUAGUGAACGGGGAAAUUACCAGCCAAGUUCGAGUUAGCCAUCAGAAGUUUACACAGUGUCCACAGAACCCUGACAGAUCGAUAAAAGUGAUAUGGUCUUCGGAGGGACGUUGCCUUUUUCGGGAAUUGUCAUUCGCAAGAUGA
Messenger RNA from Dibothriocephalus latus, 681 nucleotides. Lineage: Eukaryota; Metazoa; Platyhelminthes; Cestoda; Diphyllobothriidea; Diphyllobothriidae. The record is from the annotation of a GenBank genome assembly.